AUGGAGGUGCGGCGGAGGACGGGCAGCCGAGCGUGUGUCUGGUGUUUAUGUUUGUGCGUUGCAGUGCUGAACUAUGAGAAUGUGGUGGAGACGGGCUCGGAGACCGACGAGGAGGAUAGGUUGGUGUUGGCCUCCGAGGAGAACCGCCUGGCUAACGGAGGAGGAGGAGACGGAGGAGGAGGAGGAGGAGGAGACGGAGGAGGAGGAGGAGACGGAGGAGGCGGUGGCGGUGCAAUGGGAGAGGAGGAAGAGGAGGAGGAGGAGGAGGUGGCGGGCGGCAGCAGCCCAGUGGCUGGCGUCCCCGCUAUGGAGGCCUCGCCGCGGGUGGGCCACGCCCUGCUCUCCUACCGGGGCCAAGAGGGCCCCGAGGGGGCCGAGGGCCGGAGGGACGGACGGCAGAGCCACCACCCCUGGGCCAUGGGAGAGGACAUGCAUGGGCACCUCAACGGCACCGAUGAAAGGCAGGAUGAGUAUCACCCACUGGGGCCCAAAGGCUCUCUUCAUGCUGUUGGAAAUGGUACAGGCAAGGGACUUGAAGGUGUCUCCGAGCUCAAUGACUACUUCCUGAAGCGCAAAAUGGAGGACAGCGAUGAACACCCAGCUAGCAUCGCAGAGUACCUGCAGCGCGGCGACACCGCCAUCAUCUACCCAGAAGCCCCGGAGGAAGUGACCCGGCUGGGAACGCCGGAGGCUAUCGGUCAAGAUGAAAACGAAAAUGACCUGCCCGGCGGCACGGCGGACGACUUCGCCCAGCUCCUGACCUGCCCGUACUGCGACCGGGGCUACAAGCGGCUGACGUCCCUGAAGGAGCACAUCAAGUACCGCCACGAGAAGAACGAGGAGAGCGUCCCAUGCCCGCUGUGCUCCGACACCUUCACGCACCGCGCACAGCUGGAGCGCCACAUGGCCACACACAAGCCCAGCCGAGAUCAGCCACAGCUGAUGAACGAGGGGGCUGGCAACCGCAAAUUCAAAUGCACCGAGUGUGGAAAGGCUUUCAAAUACAAGCAUCACCUCAAGGAACAUCUUCGUAUUCACAGUGGUGAGAAACCAUAUGAGUGCUCCAACUGUAAGAAGCGGUUCUCCCACUCUGGGUCAUAUAGCUCUCACAUCAGCAGCAAGAAAUGCAUUGGCCUGAUUGCAAUCAAUGGAAGAGUACGCAAUGGAAACAGUGCCAAGCCUGGCUCCUCACCCAACUCCACCACAUCUUCCCCUGGCAGUCCAGCCCUGGCCCAGCUCCGCCACAAACUAGAGAAUGGCCGCCCCCUAGGCCCACAAGACCAGCAGGGUCAGCUUGACAUCAAAGCAGAGCCAAUGGACUUCAAUGACUAUCGGCUAUUGAUUGCUUCUCAACAUGGCUUUGGGGGCCCAGGGGCGUACAUAAAUGGAAAUGGCCAUGGAGGAGGAAGCCCCCUGGGAAUCCACAGCUCAUCCCAGAGCCCCCUGCAGCACCUGGGGGGUAUGGGACUGGACCUCCCCCUGCUUGGCUACCCCGGUUCUCUUGGGAAUAACCUGAGUGAGGUUCAGAAGGUCCUCCAGAUCGUGGACAACACAGUGUGCAGGCAGAAAAUGGAUGGGAACCCAGAGGAGAUCACCAAGCUCAGGGCCUACAUGAAGGAGUUGGGAGCCCAGAUGGAGGAGCACAAGCUUGCCCUCUCCGCAAGAGCCGGCUUCCCAGUGGUUGGCCAGAACAGCCCCACCAAGAGUAUCAUAGACUACACCCUGGAAAAAGUCAAUGAAGCCAAGAGCCUUAUUGAUGACUCCAAAAGGCAGAUGGACAUCAAAAAGGAAAAGCCAAACCACUCCAUGGACUUCGGCGGAGAAGAGAAGUCCCAUGACAGCCAGCCCCAGUUCCUGCCAUUCUCCUGUCAGUUCUGCAAGGAGGCAUUCCCUGGACCCAUACCACUGCACCAACAUGAGCGCUACCUGUGCAAGAUGAAUGAGGAGAUCAAAGCAGUGCUGCAGCCAGUGGAAAAUGGACCCAGCAACCGCAGGGGCUCAAUGGCAUCCGAGCAGCAGGCUGUCUUGCUCUCAAGCACUCUCUCAGAGAGGGGAGCCACCAGCCCCAUCAACCCUUUUAAGGACCACGUAUCAGUGCUCAAGGCCUACUUUGCUAUGAACACUGAGCCCAACUCAGAGGAACUUUUGAAGAUUUCCAUCGCUGUGGGCCUCCCUCAAGAAUUUGUCAAAGAGUGGUUUGCCCAGUGGAAGAACCAAAACAACCACAAUCAGAGGAAAAGGUCCCCUCCACCUGACCGCAGUGGCACCGAGGCCAACCACUACCUGAACAGGUCACCCAUGUCCUUGGUACAACAGGCGAUGGCACACUCUGCAGAUUUACAUGGGGGUUCCAACAAUGGCGAUGCCUUGCACAGACUUUCAAAGGCUAACCAGUUUACAGCUAACAGACAUGCAGGGGAAAAACCACUAGACCCCAUGGAUCACUUGAGGAGCAGCACUCCAUCCCCGCUCAAUCUCUCCUCAACUUCUUCCAAAAACUCUCAGAGCAGCUCUUACACUCCAAACAGCCUAGCUUCUGAGGACAACCACGGUGACGCUCCCUUGGAUCUGUCCCUGCCAAAACACAUGACCAACUACAACAAGAGGAUCUCCACGGGAGAAAAGCGUCCCAGGCCCAAUGGUUACAUGAUUGAGCGCAACGGCGAUGCUCAUGUCAAAGAACAAGGGACCGGGCCUAUGGAUUUGGCCCACAUCAAGAAGGAGUUUCUUGGCUCUGACCACAACACUGGAGGGAACGCUGGCCAUCAGCUCGAGAAGAGCACCAGUCCCAUUUUUGGUAUAAAUCCAUUUACUGGAGGCCACAUCUAUACGUCCCUGCCACCUCAUGGCGCCUUCCCUCCACCAUCCUUCAUGUCCCAGGCCCAGGCCAGCAUCCCAGGCCUCAGGCACUACCCUGGGCUGGACCAUAUGAGCUUCCUGCCCCACAUGGCCUACACUUAUGCUACUGGGGCAGCUUCAUUUGCAGAAAUGCAACAGAGGAGAAAGUACCAACGGAAACCAGGUCUCCAGGGGGAGCUAAUGGACAGCACCGCCGACUAUCUGUCAGGCCUAGAGGACCUGACAGACGAAUCGCUCCUGUCCAGGAAGAAGAUGAAGAAGACUGAAAGUGGCAAGCGUCCACACCAGUGCCAGAUCUGCAAGAAGGCCUUUAAACACAAGCACCAUCUCAUUGAGCACUCGCGACUGCACUCGGGCGAGAAGCCCUACCAGUGCGACAAGUGUGGCAAGCGCUUCUCCCACUCGGGCUCCUACUCGCAGCACAUGAACCACCGCUACUCCUACUGCAAGCGGGAGGCAGAGGAGCGGGAGGCGGCCGAGAGGGAGGCCCGUGACAAGGGCAGCCUUGAGCCCACUGAGCUGCUGAUGAGGAGGGCCUACCUGCAGGGCCUGGGGCCCCUGGGAUACUCAGACCCAGAGGACCCACAGGAGGAGGCGGCCGGCACCAUCCUAAGGGACGGAACUGAGGGAGGCAUGAGAGGCCGGGAGAGGGAUGUGGCCGAAGCGUACAAGGAGGUGACAGACAGACGGGAGGCAAGUUUCAGAGGGAUGGAGGUGGGGGAGGAGGAUGAAGGAGACAGCAGGAGCCUGGGUACGCAGAUGGGCUCGACGCGGGAUGACGGCGAGGGCAAGGAUACGACACAUUUGAUGGAUGAGAGUUCGAGAGAAGGGAAAACAGACGGAAAGUCGGACCAGGAGGAAGCGGACUGAUUCAGAGUGGAGUUACUUACAGUCGAGGAGGCAACACAAAGCAAGAGGAAAACAUUUGUUUCAGCAAAUAUUUGUCAUGUUGGUUUGUUUAAUUUCCUUUUUCUCAUCCUUCCAACAAACAUGAAACCUGUUCCAUGUCAGAAACGUAAGGCACAGGCUUGAUCUUAGCAGAGCGCUUGCUUUUUUCUUCUUUUCUGUUGUGGAAGAUUGUAAAGAUGGAUUUGAGAUGCAAUGUGGUGACUGCCAACAUCAGAGUCGUGAUAACAAGCUGGGUGGGAUUGUUUAAAAAUCCACGAUAUGCAAAAAAAAAGGGAAGUAAUAAUGAUUAUCAUUAUAAUUAAAUGAGAUGAAGCUGUUUUUAAUGUACAGUAUUAUAAAGGCCUAAAAGCUGUGUGGUGCUAAAAUGUUCUUAACCUUUUCGUGUUUCAUUGUGUUCAUACCCCAAACCAGGAAAUUGCACUCUGCCCCCCUUAAUCACUACAAAAACACUUUUUUGGAAAAAAAAAUAAAGAAAAAAGCCUAUGGAUAUUUAUACCAUGCUUGAAGACUCAGUAGCAGUCCGUCGAUGUUGUAUUUUGUCUGCCACUUACUGUGAUGUCCUUGGGAUUUACCCUCUUUUUGCAAGGCAAACUAACCACACAAUUUUGGGCCUCACUAUUUCUUUAUGUGAAGGAACAUUAAACCUGUGUGAUUUUUAAUAUGUUGAUGUGAGUCUUAAAAAAAAUGGACCGGAGAGGAAAAUAGUGAUGGGGAGAAAUAACAAAAUAAUAUAGGCUCUGUGGAAGUGUGACAGAGUUUUUGUGUGUUUUAUUUUCUCAAGAGAAAGCCUUAUAUGCAAACCUUUUCACCUGUGCGUUUCUGCAAGUGCCAUCCUUGUACAGUGUAAAUCAGAGUUGACCUGUGUUAUCUUUGCUCUGGCUUCAGUAUUAAAUGGAUAUUUCACCUUGUUUUUUGAAGUACCUAUGACAGUAUUAGCAUAGAUAGACAAGCAGUUUGUUAGUUUACAUAUGUUUGUGCAAUUUUUUUCUGUAUUUUUUCCAUGACCUUUUGUCAGUAUUACUUUUUUUGUUUUUGUUGAUUUUUCCAACAUAAAUUUUGUUUUGUUUUUAUUUUAAGAUUACCAUUUUAUUUAUGUGACUCAUUUUAUAUUUCCUAAUUUUAUUUAUUUCAUACUGUAGUGUACAGUAUUAUAGUUCCUCAACAAAUAGAUAUAUUUUAGUAAAAAGAUUCUGUCAUUGACUAUUGGAGCAAAAUAUGAAUAGAGAGCGUCUAUGGUAUUUGGAUUUUUUUCAAUUUUUUUCUUUUUAUGUUUUAUUUCCUUUCAACUACUGGAAAUUCAAAAUUUGGGGAACUUUUGAUACAAUAUUGUGAAAACACUGUAUUUUUGAGAGUAAAAAAAAUUAUAAAUCCACUUUAUUCAUCCCACUGAAGAGGUGAAGAGGGACUGUUGAUGAUGAAAUUCCUGAAAUGUCUGAAGUAUUACUGAAUUUUUAAUUUCUCUUGGAAAUGACCAUGCUCAAAUAAAUGUAGCCAAAUUAAAUUUUAAUAAAGCUGUGUUAUUCUUCUUGUACCACUUCUACUUCUAUUUUAUUCACGAGCUCCCAGAUAUAGACGGAUAGCAAGCAAAUGUUACAGGCUAUCCAUAUUGCAGCCAAUGGCUACCAGGUUACCAGGUUGUUGUUUUUUUACAAAUACAAUUCAUAUUCAAAUCCAAUAAAAAAAAUGCUGGUUAUUUUGUUGUGUUAUUAUACAGAAUUCAUCAUGACAUAAUUGAAUAUGAAACGACUAAAUCGAUCAUAUUCCUUAUCAGUAUUUCCAAAACAUAUAUCACCGUGAGAACCAAUAUGCAUAUUUUUUAUUAAUUCUGAUUGGAAAAACGUAACAAUAUAAUUCAACUGUAGACCUACAAAAACCUUUUACAGGCAACGCAUUUUAACAGGCUUGUAAGGCUCUCGUUUAAUUAGGAAAAGUUUAAUUAAAGCAAUGCCUCUGUAACUAGGUCUACCGUAGGCCUAUUAUCUCAAGUCUCACUCGAGAUGUCAUUUAUGACAAGUCUUUGCUCUUGUAUAACAGUUUGCAUUGAACUUUUACCUUCUGAUGUGGAUUCUAAUUUUAUGUGGGAUAUUUCUUGGAGCCAGUAUAUGAUAGAUUUUAUAGAAUUAGUUAAGACUCUUUGAAGUAUAAAAAGCACCAGCUUGAGAUACAAUU
Molecule: messenger RNA, 5937 nt
Organism: Gadus chalcogrammus (walleye pollock)
Lineage: Eukaryota; Metazoa; Chordata; Actinopteri; Gadiformes; Gadidae
Gene: zeb2a
Product: zinc finger E-box binding homeobox 2a
Exons: 9
Coding region: 1-3729 (1242 amino acids)
Biological process (GO): anatomical structure development; regulation of transcription by RNA polymerase II
Molecular function (GO): RNA polymerase II cis-regulatory region sequence-specific DNA binding; DNA-binding transcription factor activity, RNA polymerase II-specific
Source: RefSeq, a predicted model, not a curated record